This is a messenger RNA of Panicum virgatum (switchgrass), 1327 nucleotides long. Its product is annotated as transmembrane protein 45B-like. NCBI's taxonomy places the organism in Eukaryota, Viridiplantae, Streptophyta, Magnoliopsida, Poales, Poaceae. The transcript has a single exon. The coding region runs from base 146 to 1042 and encodes 298 amino acids. The record is from RefSeq and is a predicted model, not a curated record.
AAUGGCAACAAUAUCUAUCAGAAAAAAAAUGGCACCAAUACCCCUCACAAGUCUGAACUAGCACUAUUCUAUUUAAUCCACUGCACUGCGCUUCCUCUCUUCUCCACGCUGCAGAAACCAACACAACCGGCAAACUGGGCAAGCCAUGGGCACCUUCCUAGGCCACUUCCUCCCCGGCCUGGCCUUCGCCAUCCUCGGCGUGUGGCACACGGUCAACACCGUCAGGGACUACAAGCUCCGGGGCCCCUCCGGCGGCUUCCGCUCCUCCACCUGGUUCCCCUUCCCGUCGCCUCUGCGCGGCCUGCGGCGCCUGGAGCUCUACCUCCUGCUCUCCUUCUCCGCGCUCGCCAUCGCCGACCAGCUCGUCGACCUCCCCAUCCUCGCGCUCCGCCUCCACCCCGACAGCCUCGAGCACGCCACCAUGUACCUCCACCUCGCCGUCUACGCGUCGGUGGCGCUCGCCGCCGACGCCUCCGGGCGCCGCAACGACGGGGGCGUCGGGGACGUGGUGGCCGCGCUCGCCGCGUCGGUGUUCGGGCAGGAGCUCUUCCUGCUCCGGUUCCACUCCGCCGACCACGCCGGGCUCGAGGGCCACUACCACUGGCUGCUGCAGCUCGCGGUGGCUGCGUCACUCGUCGCCGCCGCCGCCGCCGCCGUCCUGCCCCGGAGCUUCGCCGUGGCGGUGGUGCGGUCCGCGUCCGUGCUGCUCCAGGGCCUCUGGUUCGUGGUCAUGGGGUUCGCGCUGUGGGUGCCGGCGCUCGUGCCGAGCGGGUGCCACGCCUUGGAGCAGCAGGGGAUGAGCGCGCAGAGCGCAGUGGCGUGCGCGACGGAGGCGGCGGCGCGGAGGGCGGUCGUUCUGGCCAACCUGCAGUUCAGCUGGGCGCUCGCCGCCGUGUGGGCCGUCACGGCGUACCUCUGCCUCCGGGGGGACUAUGGGUGCUUGGAGUACGUGCAGCUCCGUGCGCCGCCCGGCGGCGCGCUCGCCGGCGACGGGGAUGCUACGCCGCCGAAGAUUGUGUUCCCCGUCGAAGAGCAGGUGUAGUAGAAAGCUGCUCGCUGGUCACUUGCCUGGACUCUCACCAGUAAGUCUGUAACGCGUAAGUGCGCGACGUAGUGUGUGCAACAGUGCGCAGCGCUGCCCAUGAAAUGGGCCGAAAUUUAUCUGGGCCCAAUUGCCGCUGGACGAUGUAGCCUCUUCGGCCCGCCUGAUGCAAUUCCACCUGAAAAUAAUUGUCUACGUGUACUUCUCGUGUGCAUCCACUGAAAAAAGGACAGGUUUGUCUACUGAAGAUUGAGAUACUACAGCGAUGUUGCCAUGGCUUUCUAA